Messenger RNA from Macadamia integrifolia, 716 nucleotides. RefSeq names its product monothiol glutaredoxin-S9-like. NCBI's taxonomy places the organism in Eukaryota, Viridiplantae, Streptophyta, Magnoliopsida, Proteales, Proteaceae. Bases 196 to 501 code for a protein of 101 amino acids. The transcript has a single exon. The record is from RefSeq and is a predicted model, not a curated record.
UCUAGGUUCUUCUCAACUCAAUCUCCAAUACAAAUCCAAGAAUUUCUCUACCAUUGGAUCGAAAUUAAACUUUGAAUUCGAUCCAAUUGGUUUGUAGAAGCAUUGGAAGUUUGAGUUUGAGAAAUCAAAAAAAAAUAAAAUUAAAUACUCCUUUAAGAUAAAGAGAGAACUCAAGAGCUUCUUUGUUAGGUGAAGAUGGAGAAGGUGAUGAGAUUGGCCUCAGAGAAGGGAGUGGUGAUGUUCAGUAAGAGCACAUGUUGUAUGUGCUAUGCAGUCAAGAUUCUCUUCCAUGAACUUGGUGUGAGCCCUAUGGUUCACGAGCUCGAUCAAGACCCUGAAGGAAGGGACAUGGAGAGGGCACUCCAGAGGAUGGGUUGUAGCUCGCCUGUUCCAGCUGUGUUCAUUGGUGGUAAGUUGGUGGGAUCAACAAAUGAAGUCAUGACACUCCACCUUAGUGGCUCUCUUGUUCCAUUGAUCAAGCCCUAUCAAGCUAUGUCUUAAAUGUUCGUUGCUCUGAUACCAUAUUAAAAACAUAUGUUUUCUCUCUCACCAUAUAUAGAUUUGAGUGCUAGUUGAUGCAUGGAACCCUUUUCUUGUACUAAGUAGUAGUUGUAUGUUCUUCAUAGCUCUUUAAUUACUAGCUAGCUAGCUAGCUAGCUAUCUAUGUAACCUUAUAUCUUCCUCUUAUGAAAUGGAUUUGUAUGAGUUAUUAUGCU